ACCGGCCUUUUGUGCAUCAGCUGAUGUCCAACAUAGAAGAGCGAUUUCCAGACUUGCCAUUGCUGCAGCUCUUCGAGGCUUUCAACACCACCAAGUUCCCCACUGGAGAUAUGGGCAACCAUGGCGAACAGGACAUCAAGAAACUGGCUGACCACUUCAACCUUCCCGUUGACGCAACACUGCACAACUGGAGGCAGGUUCGAGGCAGCCUACAGGGCACAGAGAAGAAGGCUGAAGAGGCAAUGGAGUGGGUGACCAUCCAUUUGCGUAAUAGCCACGACCAGCUCUACAAGCUGGCACCCGUUGGCCUGUUCCUCCCUACAUCUACAGCUGACUGCGAGAGGGGAUUCAGCACGAUGAAAAGGAUAAAGACGGAGAAUCGUGCUCGCAUGAAGUCUGCUGUCCUCAAUGCACUGAUGACGGUCAGCAUUGAAGGGCCAGACAUUGAGGCAGUAGACUUCGGAAAAAUGGUGGAUGCCUGGCACCAGGAGAAGCCUCGCAGAACAGUGUUUUGAACAUGUAAUAUGUGACUGUAUUGUUGUUGUUUUUCAAUCAUGUUUUGCUUGCUAAUGUCUACUGUUAUUCUGCUUUUUAUUUAAUAUUUAAAUACAUGACUUGAAUGAG
Messenger RNA from Dreissena polymorpha, 624 nucleotides. RefSeq lists its product as uncharacterized. The coding region runs from base 24 to 515 and encodes 163 amino acids. Gene Ontology annotation, molecular function: protein dimerization activity. The transcript has 3 exons. NCBI's taxonomy places the organism in Eukaryota, Metazoa, Mollusca, Bivalvia, Myida, Dreissenidae. The record is from RefSeq and is a predicted model, not a curated record.